CACAAUGCUCCGCCUGGUGCUGCGGCAAUAAGCCGCAUCGCAGCACAAUAAGAACUCCUUGCCUAUUGUCGAUCGUCCUAUCAAAAUUGCAAACGUUAAAAAUUUUCACUCUUGAAAACUUGUUCUGGCUAUACUCGCUGCGUCUAGAAGCUUUGACGGGGGGCUGUGCGCCCCCAGAAGUAGCUUUAGCCCUAGCCUAGGUCGGCGCGAAAAUGGAUGCCACUGUUAUCCACACCGUGGGUACCAAGGUGUGGAUCAGGGACGAGAAGGAAUCAUGGAUAAAAGGCGAGGUCUUCAAGGUGGAGGAGGACUAUGUGCUCGUGCGAACGGAGACAACAGGCGCGGAGGUCAAGUGCAAGCCGGAGGACGCGCCCUUGCAGAACCCGCACAACAAUCGGGGUGUGGAUGAUAUGACCCGGCUCUCUUACCUGCACGAGCCCGCGGUGCUAUGGAACCUUAACACACGCUAUGCCUAUGACGACAUCUACACGUAUACGGGCACUAUCCUUAUCGCAAUCAACCCCUUCACGUCGCUGCCGCACCUCUAUGGCGACCACAUGAUGAAUCAGUAUAGGGGUGUGGACAUUGGAGACUAUGCCCCGCACGUUUACGCCAUCGCUGACGCGGCAUACCGCCAGAUGCGGAAAGAGAUGAAGGGGCAAAGCAUUCUGGUGAGCGGUGAGUCAGGUGCUGGUAAGACGGAGACCAGCAAGCUCAUUAUGAAGUACCUGGCCUACAUGGGCGGGUACACUGAGGCUGGCGAGCAGACGGGAAGCGGCCGCAGCGUGGAGGAGCAGGUGCUGGAGUCAAACCCGUUGCUAGAAGCCUUUGGAAAUGCCAAGACCACCCGCAACAACAACUCAUCGCGCUUCGGCAAGUAUGUAGAGAUUAACUUCAACAGCAAGGGUGUCAUCAGCGGCGCCGCCAUCCGCACGUACCUGCUGGAGCGCUCUCGUGUCGUGGCCAUCAACAAUCCCGAGCGCAACUACCACAUCUUCUACCAGCUCUGCGACGGGGCCAGCCCUACCCAGCGGGCGGCAUGGCGCCUCAAGAGCGCGCAGGAGUACCGCUACCUGAACCAGUCUACGUGCUUCCAGCUGCCGGGGACAGACAACGCUGAGGACUUCAAGCGCACCAACUACGCUAUGGAGCGCGUCGGCAUUCCGGAGGCGGACCGCGAGGCCAUCUUCCGUACAGUGGCCGCCAUCCUGCACCUGGGCAACAUCCAGUUCCAGGCCGGGCCCGAGGAGAGCGCUCUCGUGGUACCCGCCACGGAAGAUGCCCUGGACGCGACGGCCGCGUUGCUGGGAGUGGACAAGGAGGGCCUGCGCAAGGCGCUGACGACCCGCGUCCGGCAGACACCGGAGGGCCCCAUUGUGAGUCCGCUGGACGCCCGCGCGGCCUCGGAGACGCGCGACUCGCUGGCCAAGAUCAUCUACGCUAAGAUGUUCGACUGGCUCGUGGGCAUGAUCAACGCGGCCAUUGGCGAGGACAAGAACUGCGCUGCCAGCGUUGGCGUGCUGGACAUUUACGGCUUCGAGCAGUUCCAGUUCAACGAUUUUGAGCAGUUCUGCAUCAACCUGGCGAACGAGAAGCUGCAGCAGCACUUCAAUCAGCACGUGUUCAAGAUGGAGCAGGCGGAGUACGAGCGCGAGCAGAUUGACUGGAGCUACAUCCAGUUCGUGGACAACCAGGACGUGCUGGACCUGAUUGAGGGCAAGAUGGGCAUCUUGGACCUCCUGGACGAGGUUUGCAGGUUCGUGGACGCCAAGGGCAAGGACUUUGCCGAGAAGCUCUACAACGCGACCACCUGCAAGGACUCGCGGCGCUUCUCCAAGCCCAAGACCUCCUGGACGCAGUUCAUCAUCGACCACUACGCUGGCCCCGUCAAGUACGACGCGGCAAACUUCAUCGACAAGAACAAGGAUUUCGUGGUUCCGGAGCACCAGGCCCUGCUGGGCGGCUCCUCACUGCCGUUCAUGGGAGCGCUCUUCACCGAGCCCGAGGCCUCGGCAGACGCCUCGGCAGGCAACCCGACCCUGGGCCGCCGCGGUGCUGCCUCCAAGGGCGUCAAGUUCAACUCGGUCGGCAGCCAAUUCAAGAAGCAGCUGGCGGAGCUGAUGGUGCAGCUGCACGCCAUGGAGCCGCACUACAUCCGCUGCAUCAAGCCCAACGAGAGCGCGCAGCCUGGAGUUUUCGAGAACAAGAACGUGCUGCACCAGCUGAAGUGUGGCGGUGUCAUGGAGGCGGUCCGCAUCAGCUGCGCAGGCUUCCCCUCGAAGCGGCCGUACGAUGAGUUCGUGGACCACUUCUGGCCGCUGGCGCCCGACCUGCUCAAAACAGUUGGCGACGACAAGGAGAUUGCUAAGGCCAUCCUGGCCAAGGCGGGGGUUAGCGGCUUCCAACUGGGCCUUACGAAGGUCUUCAUGCGCGCGGGCCAGAUGGCGCAGCUCGACAAGCUCCGCACCGACACGCUCAACGUUGCCGCGAUCACCAUCCAGCGCUUCGUGCGCGGCAUGCAGGCCCGCCGGCGCUUCGAAGCCGCGCGUGCGGCUGUCCUUACCAUCCAGUGCGCAGCACGCGCCUGGGCCGCCCGCAAGCUCACCAUGCAGCUGCGCCGUGAGAAGGCAGCGCUCACCAUCCAGACUAUGUGGCGCGGCUACAAGGCCCGCACCACCUACCUGGAGCAGCGCCGCCUCAUCAUGGCGGUGCAGUCCAUGUUCCGCGGCCGCAACGCACGGCAGCGCCUGGCGCAACUGCGCCGCAUCCGUGCCGCCAUCACCAUCCAGCGGCGCUGGCGCGGCUUCGUGGCGCGGCGGCAGUACCUCGACCUCCGCGACGCGGUCCUCGUCGUACAGAGCGGGUACCGCAUCAAGGUCGCGAGGCGCGCGUUGCGGCACUUACGGCAGCAGGCCCGCGAGGGCACCAAGCUGCUGGAGGACAAGAAAGCGCUGGAGCAGAAGGUGCACGAGCUGCAGUCCAUGCUGGAGACGGUGCAGGACCAGCGUAACGAACUGCGGCAGCAGGUCAAGGACGAGCUAGCGGCACGCACGGAGUUGGAGCGGCGGUUGGAGGAGAUGCGGGCGGAGCUGGAGGUGGUCAACCGCGGCAAGCUGGAGGAGGCGCAGCAGCAGCUGGCGCAGGAGCAGGCGCAGCGCCAGCAACUGCAGGAGGAGGUGGUAGCGCUGAAGCACAAGGUGGCGGCCACCGAGGACGCCGCCAAGCUGAAGGCCACCGAGCUUGCCACGGCGCUUAAGAAGCACCAGGACUACAUUGGCCAGCUCAUGAGUGAGCGCAGCCAAAUUGACAAGAAGUUCCAGGAGAUGAAGGCUGACCUCAUCACGCGCCUGCAGAACGCCUGCGCACAACGCGACGAGGCACGCGGACGGGUGCUCGAGUUGGACAACGAGCUCGUGAAGAUGACCGAGAGCUUGCAGGCCAAGGAAAGGGAGCUUGCCGCCGCCAACGCGGCCGCCAGCGCCGCCGCCGCUGUGCAGGCAGUGCAGUCCGCGUCCGCCGGUGCGAUCACCGUGGCUGGCUCGCCCAUGCCUGCGACGACACCCGUGGCUGCUAGCACCGCUGCCAACACUAUGCACAGCAUGUUCCAGAAGCUGCAGACGUCAGCGCCAGGGUACGCGCGCAACGUCGCGGAAAACAUCAGCACGCUUUUCACCAAGGAAGGCGCACCACUGCGAACGCCUCCGCGUGCUGGUGUGCUUCACGGCGACGACGACAUGCGGUCGCCGAGCGUCAGCGGCGUGCACGCUCCGGGCACAGGCCCUGAGAGCGAGGCCGACCGCCGCAUGCGCGAGGCGCAGCUCAAGCAGGUACAGAUCCUGGCGGAGAAGCGCAAGGUGGAGGAGGACAAGCUUCUUGCAGCGCUCACGGCGCCGCUGCCCACAGCUGUGGCGGUCAGCCGACGGGAAUUAGUUGCAGGGCCCAUUGGCAUGGGCUUCCACAGGGGCAGGCCGGUGGCGGCGAUUGUCAUCUUCCGGUACUGCCUGCACGCACGCGCCUUCCAAGCGGACCGCACGGCGAUCUUCGACCGCAUCGUCUCGGUCAUUGGGCAACAGGUGGAGCGCGGGCAAGAGGACAACAACUGCCUGUCGUACUGGCUCUCCAACACCGUCACCCUCUUGCACAUGCUCAACAAAAACAUCAAGCCCGCCUCUGGGAACGUCAACAAGGCGCGCGUAGGCGUCACCGCGGGGGCAGUUGGGGCCACUCGGUCGGUGCUUGGAGCCAUGUUCGGAAGCCGCAGCGGCGCCUCGCCGGGCGGGUUGGCGCACGCGGAGGCGUCCAUACACGGUGGCGGUGUCGGUGGCUUCAAGCAGGUGGAAGCCAAGUACCCUGCCCUGCUGUUCAAGCAGCAGCUCGACGCCAUCGUGCAGAAGAUCUUCCCGAUGAUCCGCGACAACGUGCGGAAGGAGAUUUCACCCAUGCUCAGCAACUGCAUCCACACGCCCAAGACGUCGGGCCGCACCGUAGCCCGGCCCAUGGGUGCGGGCCCUGCUUCCGGGGACAAGGGCGCAGGCCAGCAAGCCGCCUCGCACAAGUCCUGGACGGACAUCCUGCACGUAUUCGACACGCUGCUUGCGGUGGUCAAGGCAAACGUGGUGCCCAAGGUCCUGGUGCAGGCGCUGUUCAAGCAGCUCUUCCGCUUCGUCAACGUGCAGCUGUUUAACCAGCUGCUGCUGCGCCGCGAGUGCUGCUCCUUCAGCAAUGGCGAGUACGUCAAGACGGGACUGGAGCAGGUUGCCCAUUGGAUCAACAGCGCGGGGGCUGACUACAUCGCUGACUCGUGGGAAGAGCUCAAGUACCUGCGACAGGCGGUGACGUUCCUAGUGAUCGGCAACAAGCCCAAGAAGAGCCUGGAGGAGAUUACGUCGGACCUCUGCCCCGUGCUGUCCAUUCAGCAGCUGUACCGCAUCUCGACCAUGUACUGGGACGACAAGUACAACACGGAGACGGUAUCUCCCGACGUGCUGAGCCGCAUGAAGCAGGCCAUGGUGGAUUCCAACAGCUCCGCGGGCCACUCGUUCCUGCUGGACGAUGACUCCAGUCUGCCCUUCCAGGCGGCCGACCUGCUGGCCAACAUGGACGACAAGGACCUGUACUGCGGCAUUCCGGUGCCCGAGGUGCUGCAGGACGGCGACGGCGGCCCCAACUUCGCCUUCCUGGAGAAGGAGCUCCGCUUUGCAGCGCCUGCGGCGCAAUGAGGGAAAGGCGGUGUGCGGGGGCUGCCGGUAGCAUCCCGAGCAGUCGUGGCCUAGGACAGGAAUCUUGGUGCAAACGGCCAUUUUCGGUUCUUCUGCCGUUUUGGCCGGUGUGCCAUGUCGUUUGCUGCAGUUGGAACCUUGUGUUGGCCCCACUGGGCCCUACCUUUCUGCUAGCUGAUGGCUUUGACAUUGACGCCUGUUUCGUGGGAUGGUAGCGUUGGGUUAGGGGCUGUACAUAUAGCGGGCCGGAAAGCGGUGAGUUCUCACCGCCCCCACAUAUGGGCAGUACUGAUACUGACACGGAUGGUGGAUACUUCGCACUGACCCUUCGGUGCACAGACUACUUGUAUGCCUGUCAGGUAGGCAAUACAGCACUGCAUGCGCUAUGUCAGGAAGCUGCUUUGGAUAUAGCGGCGGUUGUUUUAUGCGGUGGCAGUAUGGUAACGUACGGUGUGCAGGGGCAGAGGUAGCGUAGCGGUAGCCUUGGGGAUUUGACAUAGAUAUGAAGACCGAGUCAGAGGCACCGGGCUCAACGGAUCCUUGACGAGCCAGAGAUGUGUACGGCGUUCCGAGGGGGGUUCUUCUGGUGAUAUGCAAUUAGCUGGCUAACAACAGUGACUAGAUGCAGAGACUGUGUACCGCAGGCUGUCUUGGUAGAGUAGGUAGAGCCGAGGGGGUCUCUGUACGCCAUACACAUCGGGACUGCAUAACAGGGGCAGGCACAGGGUUCUCAAGAGUAGCGAGG
Messenger RNA from Astrephomene gubernaculifera, 5964 nucleotides. Lineage: Eukaryota; Viridiplantae; Chlorophyta; Chlorophyceae; Chlamydomonadales; Astrephomenaceae. The record is from the annotation of a GenBank genome assembly.